This is a messenger RNA of Helianthus annuus (common sunflower), 7477 nucleotides long. Its product is annotated as protein NO VEIN. The transcript has 11 exons. Gene Ontology annotation, cellular component: nucleus. Lineage: Eukaryota; Viridiplantae; Streptophyta; Magnoliopsida; Asterales; Asteraceae. Bases 148 to 7338 code for a protein of 2396 amino acids. The record is from RefSeq and is a predicted model, not a curated record. Gene Ontology annotation, biological process: embryo development ending in seed dormancy; leaf vascular tissue pattern formation; root development.
CCGUACAAAAGUCUCGGAAACUAUAUCAAUUUCAAAUACUUUUCCACUAGAAGACCAAGAGACGACCUUUUACUUAUAUGAAUCAGAAUUGUGACUUCAAAGUUCAAAAACAACGAAACGAUUGUGGUUUUCAGGCGAACGGAGAAAAUGUACGGACAUAACCGGCGGCAACAGCGCGGCGGAAGCAGUCGGAAUGCGGAUACUCCGGCGAACUUGAAGAAAAUUGCGACGAUCGAGCAUGCGGCAGUGAAAGCUCACUCCGAUCUUCUGGCUGCCGGAGAAAGUGUAUCUGCGUGGAGAGUGUCGGAAUCGGCGUUGGUGACGCUGAACGCGGUUUCGUUUGAGUCGAUGGGGUUUCAUAUGCAGAAUGUCCCCUCACUUAAUCGUCUCAUGCUCACUGAAGCAAAGGUCAACUCUUUCAUACAUUGUUUUGUUGGAGUUCAAAAGAUCACUUCAUUACAUGACUUGGAGAUGGCAAUAUGUGAAAGUGAAGGAGUUAAGAGCUUUGAAGAGCUUAAACUGGGACCUAUUUUGAAGCAUCCACUAGUUGUGCACUAUUUUUCUGUUGGGCCUGACGUCACAGAAGUCUGCAAAAUUACAACUGAACAGAUUGUCGCUUACCUCAGCAAACUCCCUCGCAAAAAAGGGAAGACCACGGUUGAUGAAUUAUUGGAUUCUAUAGCAAAGAAAAGGAAAAUAAGCCGAGAAAAUUUAUGCGUACGAAUUCAAAGUCUGGGUAUGCACAUUGGAUAUAUCAUACGUGGAAGGCGAUCUGAAGGCACGAUUCUAAAGAAGUGUAGUGACGGUUUAGAUGUAAAGUCGAUUCUUGAUGACAACGAGGAUGAUGAUGAUGGAAAUGCUGCAAAAGAUGAUGAUGAAAUUGAUAAAAGUAGAGAUGUACAGGAUUCUAAUCUUUUUUCAUCUCAAAAUGUUUCAUCUGACCCUUCAGCAGCUGCACAAACGCAAGGAUGCAGUGAUUGUGUUUCUUCACUUGAAGAGAACCAAGGGUCUAAAAUUGAAUUUUGCACAAAAUAUGCAACUCAUACGACACCCAAAUUAAGGACGAUUGGGAUGCCAGAGUUUCAAAGUGUGGAUGUGGAAACAGGAUAUAUAGAUGAUAAUGCAAUUGAUCGGCAUACAUGGAGUUUCAUUAAGACAUGGAAAGCCUCAUGUGAAAAAGAAGAUACUGUAGUUGAGGUAUUUGGCAAGAUGCUUGAAUUUUAUAAUCCUCAAAAGAAGCGAAAGAGGAAAAGUAAAGAUAUAAAUGCAAAGAUGAGUUCAUAUCCACAUGUCGGAUUGCUAAAUGUUGCAAUUGCAUCAAUAAGGUUUGGUUUGUGGGACCGCAUGAGUUCUACUUCUCAAGCGAAAAAUAAAGAGGUAGCAGUAAAUACAUGUGCUGCUGAUGCUAACACAGAAGUCGAGCCACUUGAAAAAAACGCUUCAGUUGCCAAUGAGCAUGUUUUGGAGGGUAGUGUUGGAAUUGCUCUUGAAGACGUUCUGAAAUACGUCAAGGCAUAUUUUAUGUCUCCUGACUAUGUUCCUGACAAUGUAACUUCUUCCCCAAGAAACCAAAUGAUCUUUUUAAGGGAGAUCUGCAAGCUGGAGUGUGCUCUAAAUCGAUAUCUUUCUGUUAACAACUUUGAAACCCUCGGUUUUGGAGAUAUUUUCACGCUCUUAGGAGACCACCUUUCUCUACUACCUACCUCAUGGCAAAAGUGCUUCAUAGUUUCUGAAAAACGCGAGAAACCUUCGGUUAAAGUUUGCAUGAGUCAACAUUACCUUCUUGAAUUAUUAUCACAAGCCGCUAAUACCUUACAGGAAAAUGAAACCUUAAGCAAGUCAAUGGUGUCCGAGUUGUUAAGAAUGCAAUUUCCUUCUGCCGGUCUUACAUUACUAGAAGAUGAUUUUACAGCCGAUCAUUUGACUACUCGCAUUGAGAGUGGCGAUAAUGUAAACUCGGCUAUCGUUCUAUUUUCUUCGACUUUAACUGAUUUUCGGGCAGAAAAGGAUGUUUCGGAUACUCAUGUUUGCACAAAUGAUGCGGUUGAAUUGUUACUUCGGGCUCCAAUGUUGGUAGAUUUGAACUCAUGGUCAAGUUGGGACUAUAAAUUUGCACCUUCGUUAGGUCCUCUUGUAGGGUGGUUAUUAAGUUACGUAACCACCAAGGAGUUACUUUGUGUAGUAACAAAAGACGGAAAAGCUCUACGGAUCGAUCAUUUAGCUACCGUUGAUUCGUUUCUAGAUGCGUUUCUUCACGGGUCUUCUUUCGAAACAGCUUUAAACCUCGUUUCUUUGGUUUCUUUAUAUGGCGGCGAACGAAAUGUACCCUUAUCUCUUCUAAAAUGUCAUGCAAAAAAUGGUUUUGAAAUCAUGUUCAAGAAUUCGUCAACCAUCGCUUCACGAUUUGUUCUUGAUUGUCUUAGAUAUAUACCCAAAGAGUUCAGGCGUUUUGCAGGAGAAGUGUUAGUAUCUGCGCUUCGUUCGAUUACUAAAGAUGCUCAUACAGUGAUUCUGAGUGAAUGCAAAGGUAAAAAGGAUCAUAUGAUGAUUCGUGAACUCGGAUUAUCACUAGGCAUAGUGGAAUGGUUUGAUGAUCGUUGUUCAGUUUUGUCUGAACCCAGCGAGUCAGUUGAAAAUAAAAGACCAUUUUCCGAAAGUGAAGUCACUCGGUCUCUUGAACUCAAUCAACUCAGUGUGAUGACUCAUAGAGUGCAUAAUUUUGAUGACGGUUGCAUUCCGCCAAUUUUAGACUCCGAUAGAGAGAAAAAUGCUGCCGAAAUUAUCGAGUCGAUUAGAGUUCAAGAAUUCGGUUUGGACCCUAAUAUUUCAAGCGCAGAAAAUAGCGUUUUAGAGAAGCAACAUGCUCGUUUAGGAAGAGCACUUUUCUGUCUUUCGCAAGAGUUAUAUUCGCAAGACUCGCAUUUUCUUCUCGAGCUUGUUCAGAAUGCUGAUGAUAAUGCGUAUCCGACAAACGUGGAGCCCACUCUGACAUUCAUUCUUCAGGAGAAAAGUAUUGUUGUAUUGAAUAACGAACACGGUUUUUCUGCUGACAACAUUAAAGCGAUUUGUGAUGUCGGAAAUUCUACCAAGAAAGCAUCUAGUGCUGGGUACAUUGGCAAGAAGGGCAUUGGAUUCAAAUCGGUAUUUCGGGUUACAGAUGCUCCAGAAAUUCAUUCUAAUGGAUUUCACAUCAAGUUUGACUUAACUCAGGGUCAAAUCGGGUUUGUGUUGCCGACAACUGUGCCUCCUUGUGACAUCAAUUUCUUCACAAACCUCGUCGCAUCAAAUACCACUGAUCAAAUGAAUACGCACAGUUACAAUACAUGCCUUGUGCUUCCCUUGAAGUCAUUGUCAAAGUCAAAGUCAAAGCCAACAGAAACAUCCACCGUAGACGAUAUCACCUCUAUGUUUUCAGAUCUUCAUCCAUCUUUACUACUUUUUCUUCAUCGUCUUCGGUGUAUCAAAUUCAGAAAUAUGCUUACAGAUUCAUUCAUUAUCAUGAGGAAAGAAAUAAUUGGAAACGGUUUAACCAGUGUUUCAAUCGGGAAUGAAACGUUGACUUGGUUUGUUGAGUCCCGGAAGUUGCAGGGUAAUGGUAUUCGAAAAGAUGUUAACUUUACUGAAAUUUCAAUCGCUUUCGCUCUUGACGUUUUGGAAAACGGUAGUUACAUUCCAAAGUUAGAUCAACAAUAUGUUUUCGCGUUUCUUCCUCUUAGAACAUACGGUUUAAAGUUUAUAAUCCAAGGUGAUUUUAUUCUUCCUUCUUCAAGAGAAGAAGUUGACGGUGAUAGUCCAUGGAACCAAUGGUUGUUAUCCGAGUUUCCAAAUGUGUUCGUUAGCGCCGAAAUGUCAUUCUGUAGCCUUCCUGGUUUUAACAAAUGUAUCGGAAAGGCUGUUUCGGUCUUUUUGAGCUAUGUUCCUCUUGUAGGCGAAGUGCAUGGGUUUUUCGCUCAACUUCCGAGAAUGAUCAUAUCGAAGCUAUGCGCGUCUAAUUGUUUGCUUCUAGAAGGUGAAACUGACAAGUGGGUCCCACCGUGUAGGGUUUUAAGAAACUGGAAUGAGCAGGCGAAAACUCUUUUGCCUGAUAGCUUGAUUCACAAGCAUCUUGGUCUCGGGUACUUGCAUAAGGAUAUCGUUUUAUGCGAUACACUCGCACGGGCUUUAGGUAUCAAGAACUACGGGCCGAAAGUUUUGGUUGAUGUUAUAUCUUGUUUAUGCCGUACAAAAGAAGGUUUAACAUCAAUGGGACUUAACUGGCUAUCGUCUUCGCUUAACGAGUUAUAUCUAAUGUCCCUUCAGAAUCCUGUUGAUUUUAAAGUUGGCUCUGAUGUUAUGAAUACUUUGACAAAAACACCCUUCAUUCCUCUUCUAGACGAUAGUUACGGUUCAGUCAACGAGGGCAUGAUUUGGAUGAAUGUUGACGGUUCAUGGAACAACCUAGAAGCUUCUACAAGAUUGUUUGCCAAUCUUCGAAUCGUUAACCCUGCACUUUUUAAUGGUUCAAUUAGCGAAAACUUAACUCAAAUGCUUUCUAGAGUUGGCGUUCAACGGUUAUCUGCACAUCAAGUGGUAAAAGCACACAUCUUGCCAGCUAUUUGCGACAAAAACAAUACUGUCAGCAAAGAUCUCAUGACGGAGUAUUUAUCGUUUAUAAUGGACCACCUACAAUCUGCUUGCUCAGAUUGUUUUACAGAAAGGGAGCACAUAAUCGCAGAGGUUUACCGUAAAGCUUUUAUCUUGACAAAUCACGGCUUUGUUAUACCUUCCGAGUUUUCAAUCCAUCUCAGUAAUGAUUUCGGAAAUCGUAUUGAUAUCAAUAGGUUGAUCAGUGGCAUUGAUGUAAAAUGGUACGAGGUUGAUAAAACUUACUUGAAGUAUAGUUCUAUUCGUAACUGGCGGAAGUUUUUGAAUGAAAUUGGAGUCACUGACUUUGUGCAAACCGUUCGCGUUGAGAAAACGGUUCCUGCGUCAUCUCAGUUUUUUCUCACAAACAUGAUGUGGGAGAAAGUGAUUAUUCCACCUGGAUCAAGCGUUAGUGAUUGGGAGUCUCAAGAGUUAGUUGAUUUGUUAGCGAAAGUAUCAUUAAGCGGUGAUCGUGAAAAAUGCAAGUAUUUGUUGGAGGUUAUUGAUGAAAUAUGGGAUGAUUGUUAUAGUGAUAAAGUUGAAGCUUUUUGCAAUGUAGAUGGAGAAGUUAAGUCUUUUAAGUCUUCACUAGUAACUGCUCUCAAUGAUGUUAAGUGGGUGGUUGCUAGCAUGGAAGAAGGGCUUUUUUGUCCAAAAGAUUUGUUUCAAAAUUGUGAGGCGGUGGGGUUGAUUUUUGGUGAUAAUGCUCCUUAUGCGGUUCCACAGAUUCGAAGUGUGAAAUUGGUGACUAGCAUAGGUUUCAAGAGUACUGUUACCCUUCACGAUGCAUUAUCUAUUCUUGAUAUCUGGAAAAGCUCUGCUACAUCUUUCAAAGCUAGCAUAUCGCAGAUGUCGAGAUUCUACAUGUUCAUAUGGAAAGAAUUGGUUUCUUCAGAUCAGAAAAGCAUGAACUUAUGCAGUGGUUCGUUUAUAUUUGUUCCUUCAUCUUCAGUUUCCUCGAGUGAAGUUGUAUCUGGUGUACUUUUAUCUCCACAUGAAGUCUACUGGCAUGAUAAUAUGAUCACUACAGAAUGUGAACAGCGAAAAAUGUUAAGCAGUUUGUAUCCAAGUUUUCGUGAUUUUUUCGUUAAUGAAUGUGGAGUAACGGAAAACCCACCACUUCUAGAUUACCUUUCGUUUUUACGCCAUUUAUCAACUGUAAAUACUCCACUGGAGGCUGCCAAAAAGGUUUUUGAUGUUUUUGUAAAGUGGAGUGAUGGACUCAAAUCUGGGGUUAUGAGUUUCGAGGAUAUUGAAACGUUGAAAAGAAAUCUUGAAGAAAAGGAAAAUAGGGUUCUUCCGACCGCACAAGAUAAAUGGGUUUCGUUACAAUCAUCAUUCGGGCUCGUUUAUUGGUGUGAUGAUGAAAAGCUUGCUGAUGAAUUUGAGGGGUUGAAUAAUAUUAAUUUUUUCUGUUUAUGUGAACUUACCGACGAAGAAAAAACGAUACUUGAAGUGAACAUCUCUUUUCUUAUGAAAAAUCUUGGAAUUCCCGCUCUUUCAGAGGUUGUUACACGUAAAGCAAUAUGCUACGGGUCAGUAGACAAUAGCUACGAAACUUCAUUGGUGAACUGGGUUCUUCCAUACGCUCAACGCUACAUUUCUUAUAAGCAUCGUGAAAGAUAUCUUCAACUCAAGCUGUCUGGAUUUGAAAAAGUGAAUCAGCUGAAGAUUGUUGUUGUUGAAGUAUUGUAUUAUCAGAAUGUUAUAAAACGGUCAAAUUUGGUGUCGAAGAAGAGACACGAUAGUAUUUGCCUUCUUCAGGAUGAGAUCUUGUACGCAACACCCGACUCAGAUUCUCACUCGAUAUUCAUGGAGCUUUCUCGUCUUUUAAUGGACGAUGAUCUUGAACUUCAUUUGGCAAAUUUUCUUCAUAUGAUUACAACUAUGACGGAAGCAGGUUCCACAGAGGAACAAAUAGAAACAUUCAUAUUGAAUAGCCAAAAGGUGCCAAAACUAUCGGGUGAAGAACCCAUAUGGUCAAUUCAAUCUAUGGGAGUCACGUCUUUGGAUACGGUGCCAUCAGCUACGACACAUGUCACUAAAAGAAUCGUUAACCGCGGUUCAACAUCUCAAAGUAACAGAAACUGGCCACCGGCCAGCUGGCAAACGGCUCCUAAAUUCAUUUCCGGAAGUGUGAGUGAUGUAAAGAUGCAAGAUGUCGUUACGAUAACUGAUCUAAUCGUACCAACUACUGAUGAGGUAGAAAUUCUAGAAGCUCCUACAAGUUUGAACCAUGAGGGUCAAAGUGGAUUGGUUGACCAAGAUGGUUCGUCAGGUUUUAGCCAGAAGGACCAGCUGUCGCAUGGCUCGAUCGAUGCGGGACAAGCGUUCCUUACAGGGAGACGUGGUGAGGAACUGGCGUUUAACUACUAUAAAAACAAGGGGAUCAAAGUUGUGAAAUGGGUUAAUGAAGGUAGUGAAACCGGGCUACCGUAUGAUAUUGAAGUUUGUGACAAUGAAAACCGGAAGGAAUACAUUGAAGUCAAAACAACUGAUUCUGAAACAAAGGAUUGGUUUGAGAUAUCAGUUAGAGAGUGGCAGUUUGCAGUUAAGAAAGGUGAAUCUUAUAGCAUAGCACGUGUUGUUUUGUUGGGUGAUAAAAGCGCUCAAGUCACUGUGUUUAAGAAUCCGGCUAGGCUUUGUCAGCGCGGUCAACUAAAACUGGCUGUUUUGAUGUCAGAGAAGCAGAAGGAUGAGUUUGUUCUGUGUUGAUAUUUGUAUUUGCUCUAUGUUCUUGCAUAUUUUGUGUAUCUAAUGUGUUAUAUAUCUAUGAUGCAGGAUUUGUUUGAAACAAUUUCUAUGGCAUGGUCUUUUGCUGACUUUUUUUAGUUAUGUUUAGAAUUUCUGCCAA